This is a messenger RNA of Kazachstania africana CBS 2517, 519 nucleotides long. RefSeq lists its product as uncharacterized. NCBI's taxonomy places the organism in Eukaryota, Fungi, Ascomycota, Saccharomycetes, Saccharomycetales, Saccharomycetaceae. The coding region runs from base 1 to 519 and encodes 172 amino acids. The record is from RefSeq and is a predicted model, not a curated record. The transcript has a single exon.
AUGUCAAGUAGCUAUUUACCAAGCUAUGAAGAGGCCUCGGCCUCUUCAACUUACUCUCAGCAAACAUACGUUUACAAUUAUGACAAGAAAGCGUAUGAAGCUGCCCCUGCAGGUACUACUGAGCCUCAGUAUAUUUACAAUUACGAUAAAAAAUGCUACGAAGCAGCGGGAACUCAAACCAAUUCUAGUACUCCCACUGCAACUCAGUCUACUACUGCAUACGCACAGAAUACAUACACACAAACUACAGCCACAACACAACCAGCAAAUGUUUCCACAACCAAUGUCUAUAACACUUACGUAAGUGGAUCUGCUGUAGAAAGAGGUUUUGUACCAAGAGGCCCACCUCCCCCAAGGGGUCCACCACCUCCAAUGCAUGGUUUCCCACCACCUCCAGGAGGCCCACCUCCUCCAAGAGGCCCACCACCUCCAAGGGGCCCACAUUUUGGACAGGGCCCUCCACAUCCAGGUCCACACCAGCCAAGGGGUCCUCCAAUGGGCGGCCCUCAAAGGUGGUGA